UUUUUAAUUUUUUUUUUAGAACAGUUCCGGUAGAUAUUUAAUUGUUGAAAAUUUUGAUGCAAUUAACGUUAUUAAUUAGAAUUUAUUUUAAACUUUUAUUGUAUGAAAGAAGAUAUUGAUUGUUGUUCCUUUCGUUAUGACAUAACUAUGGCUCUAAACUUCACAAAAAGAGCAAUAAAACCAAUUUUUCUCAUUUUUUUAUUGUUCUGAAAAAUAGGCGCUAAAAGGUUAUAGAUAUCUACUUGGAGUCUUUAGAUGUCCCCCUAAUAAGUCAACUUGGGGAUUUUUAUUAUGACCCUCAUUUCCUCUCUACCCCUCCCGUUUCACCACCAAAAUAGUUUUUUUUUUUUGUGAUUACAGAAAAACACGUCAUACGGGAUCAUAGGACUUAAUCAAAAAAUCUCAAGAUAAGAGAGAAAAGAUAAACGCUUAAAAUCACGAAAAAAAUUAUUUUGUCGGAAUUUGAUUACACGGUUAAUAUACGAAUUUUAUCAUAAUAUUGUUUUUCUUGUGUUAAAAACGUUACAUUGAUACACCAAAACACUGAUUUUAAUUUCGAAAAAAUCAUACAAUAUUUUUAGUUCAGUAAUAAUGGAAAAGUUGACUCUAUCGGAGUCAAUUUGGGUCCAAGUUGACUCUAUCGGAGUCCGUAGAGUAAAAAAAAUAGCUGUUGCCUCUAUUGGAGAUUGACUUUAUCGGGGGUUGACUCUAUCGAGGUCCCACUGUAUUAUUCUUGGCCCAAAAAAAAUCCGUGAAAACAAAAUUUCUAUGCUCUUUGAGUUAUCAAUUUUCUUGCUUAAACUAAUUCUGCAAUGGUUUUUGAAGCCUUUUCGUACUACUUUCUUGUUUAGAAAACAUUAUCUAGAGCAGAUGUGAGCAAGACCCGUUUGAAACCGAACAAACAUCAAAUGAAAAUUGAACGUCAAUGGUCAAAACGCUACCUGGACAAACUUAUUUUGACGUUUAUUGUGUCUCAAACAGUUCCUUGCUCACCCAUAAUCUAGUAGUUUGACUUAAACAGGAAGCCUGCCCUAGACACACUUACGACUUAAGCCGAGAGACGGCUUAACGUAAUUAUAAUCAAAAUAAUACUUUGGCUAAAUUCCCAUCAGUUUCUCUCUAAUUAAGUCGUUUCUUCUCAUAAUGCAAAUUGAAAUAGCUAAGAUUUGCGUGAUAGAGUAAUUUUUUUCCCAAUAUAUAUUGGAUUUUUCCAGUCAUAGAAGACUUACAGGCUAAACGACCACAAACAUCUUUUAUGAGUUUUCAACGACCCUCCCCAUUCCGAAUUUCAUGUGAAUUUUUCCAGUAACUUCGUAUUCCUUUUAAAUCUUAAAAAAUAUCUACAAACAAUUCAUUUUAAAUGAAUUAGCGAUAAGUUUGUUAAUGCGUAUACAUUCUAUAAUCGCUAAAUUAGAUUGGACAAAGAGCUUUUCUUUAAAAAUCUACUGACCUCAAUUCAGUUCUGCAAACGGGAAAUGACGUGAAAGUUUCUCACUUUAAAAUCCUCAAGUACCAUUACCAAAGUCAAUAAAAUAUUCAUUAUUCUAUUAUAGAAAUUUAAACGUAUAAUCACUCAAAACCCUCCAAGAUAAUCCCAAAGAAUAAACAAUUCUUAAUACACUGAGCAUAAUUCGAUUUCCUCUUUACGCUGUUGCAAUUAAGGGGAAAAACUUUAAUGCACCCACUUAACUUACUUUAAUCUAUUCCAUUGAUAUGUCUUAAUCAACUUCAAAAAUCAUUCUUCAUGUUGUGAAAUGUAAACUGAUAAGGAAUGAAAGAAUUUUGCCUGUUUUGUACAUCUUUAAGUGCAUCCGAUUGACGUCACUUCUUGCAGUUUGGAAGAGAAAACAGGCAAUUUCUAACUGCGUACUUUACUGGUCGAGUUUCUUGCUCCCAAGCUUUUUGUCUUCCGGAAUUCUGGAUUGUGGAAAAGAAAGGUAUCUCAAGGGGGUCGAUUUUAUUUGCAUCCUCUGUGCUAGUAGCAUACAAACCCCAAAGUGACGUGUUGAAAAUGAUUCGAGUAUUUUAAAUGCAAACAAAUGAUUAAAUUCAUUUGCGAUAUCACUGGUCACACUCAAUGAAAUUCUGGAUAGUAUAAAUAAGCAAGAGAGGUAUUGAUAAACCAUCAGUUCUUCACAAGCAAUCGUGUGAACAAGACAACUUUCCUAAAAACGAAAACAAUACUUCAAUUUAAAAAAUGUUUCUUCUAAAAUCAAUCUGUGCCUUGGCAGUCAUUGCCUUUGUUACAGCUUCAGUUCUCAACAAAACAGAGAAGGAUACCAGAAUUGUGGGUGGAGAAGUAGCAGCCGAAGGAUCAGCACCCUACCAAGUAUCUAUUCAAGGUCGCUUCGGACACAACUGUGGAGGAGCUCUAAUUGACAAGAGAUGGGUCCUUACUGCUGCUCACUGCAUCCAAGGAGCCAAUCCUGAUUCCGUGACCAUUCUGGCUGGAACUAAUGACCUCAACAGCGGAGGAGUGCGAUACGAAUGUGAGAAGUUCAUCAUUCAUAGCCGAUACAACCGACCAAGCUUUGCCAACGAUGUGGGUUUAAUCAAGCUCAAGACCAACGUUCAACUCAAUGACAAAGUCAAGACCGUCGAAUAUGACUACAGAGUCGUUCCCGAUGGAGCUGUCGUGAGACUGACUGGAUGGGGUCGCCUUUCUGCCGGUGGUCCAAUUCCCAAUCUCCUGCAAACCAUCAAUCUCACCUACGUCAACCAUGAGGAGUGCCAAAAAUACUACGGACCCAAUAACUCUGUAGACAUUGGCCACUUGUGCACCUUCCAGGGCAAAGGUCAGGGAGCCUGCAAUGGUGACAGUGGAAGUCCCUUGGUCUACCAAAAUCGCGUAGUUGCCCUAACCAAUUGGGGAGUCCCUUGCGCAACAGGACUGCCCGAUGCGCAUUGCAGGGUGUCCUACUACCACGACUGGAUUCGUACAACCAUGAAUUCCAACUAAAAAGUAAUUCUAAAGACUUUUGGCUUCCUCUUAUACUCGGUAUUUGGAUAGUUUUAAGUGAAAAAAUUGUGAUUUAUGAGCAUUUGAAAAUGAAUAAAAAAAAUAUAUACUUUUUUAGCUA
Molecule: messenger RNA, 3080 nt
Organism: Phlebotomus papatasi
Lineage: Eukaryota; Metazoa; Arthropoda; Insecta; Diptera; Psychodidae
Product: chymotrypsin-1-like
Exons: 2
Coding region: 2198-2959 (253 amino acids)
Biological process (GO): proteolysis
Molecular function (GO): serine-type endopeptidase activity
Source: RefSeq, a predicted model, not a curated record